Echinostoma caproni is the source of this 978-nucleotide messenger RNA. NCBI's taxonomy places the organism in Eukaryota, Metazoa, Platyhelminthes, Trematoda, Plagiorchiida, Echinostomatidae. The record is from the annotation of a GenBank genome assembly.
AUGUGUUCUGAUGAAUCGUGGUCAGAAAUCGCCUUACGGGCAGUUGAGGAGGAAGAGGACUGUUACUACACCUAUGACGGUCGAAUCGUUUACGAUUUAUCGGAAGUUNGGAAGUUCCCGCGGGUGUCGUACUACACAAGCAUCACCGUCUACGUGGUGGUAAAGGAGAUAGAAAAAACCACAAAUCAUGAAAUGUGUCGCGAUUUAUCUGGUCGGCGAAUGCGCGAUGUGAACACCGAACGCAAACUGCGCGAAUGGUAUGCUAAAGCGUCGGAUCGUGAAAGGGAAAAGUUGGAACGAUAUCAUGCGCGGCGCCAGCGAAGACAAGAGUUACUUUCGAAAGGUCCAUUGCCUGAUCACAAGUUUUCUGAUAGCAAAUAUGAACGUCAGAAGCCGAUCGCAUCUAUUCUAAACGAGAAGCGAACCUCUUCAUCGGUCUCCACCUCUUCCACAUCGUCGGAGCCGUCGAAACCGAAAAAGAGUCGUCUCUGGAUUGAAAAACUUGAUGGAGACUUUUCAAGUUCUAGCAGUUUCAGUAGCGGCGUGAGUAGUGAUGAAGCUGAGGAGUCAUCUCAUUCAUCCGACCGGUCGGAAGACUCAGCCGCUCCUGAUUCGAUUGAACAGUUACCGACCUCACGUUCGUCUCAGGAAGCAGGUUCGAAAAUUCCCAAGGAUAUCAGUAAACAACAUAGCGACUUAAAUCGUUCGAAUGUAACGAUCAAUCCUAAUGCUGAGGAAACACCCACUCCAAAGCCACCCGCCCAACCGCUUACAGAUGAACAACUAAAAUCAGCUCCAAACUCUCAAGCGCUGGAAGAAUUCGGUUUAGAAGUUCUGAAAGAAACCCUAACGUCAAAAGGACUUAAAUGCGGUGGUACAUUAUCCGAGCGUGCAACGCGCCUUUUCUCUAUUCGUGAUCUGGCUCCAGAAGACUAUCCCGCGAAAUUACGUGCGAAAUCUAAACCGCCAAGCAACUGA